Molecule: messenger RNA, 963 nt
Organism: Cynocephalus volans (Philippine flying lemur)
Lineage: Eukaryota; Metazoa; Chordata; Mammalia; Dermoptera; Cynocephalidae
Gene: GPX7
Product: glutathione peroxidase 7
Exons: 3
Coding region: 6-566 (186 amino acids)
Biological process (GO): response to oxidative stress
Molecular function (GO): glutathione peroxidase activity
Source: RefSeq, a predicted model, not a curated record
GAGCCAUGGUGGCGGCAGUGGCUGCAGCGUGCCUGCUCCUGUGGGCCGCGGCCUGCGCUCAGCGGGAGCAGGACUUCUACGACUUCAAGGCGGUGAACAUCCGGGGCAAGCUGGUGUCGCUGGAGAAGUACCGCGGCUCGGUGUCCCUGGUCGUGAAUGUGGCUAGCCAGUGCGGCUUCACAGACCAGCACUACCGAGCCCUGCAGCAGCUGCAGCGGGACCUGGGUCCCCACCACUUCAAUGUGCUUGCCUUCCCCUGCAACCAGUUUGGUCAACAGGAGCCUGACAGCAACAAGGAGAUUGAGAGCUUUGCCCGCCGCACCUACAGUGUCUCUUUCCCCAUGUUUAGCAAGGUCGCAGUCACCGGCACUGGUGCCCACCCUGCAUUCAAGUACCUGACUGAGACUUCUGGGAAGGAGCCCACCUGGAACUUCUGGAAGUACCUAGUGGCCCCAGAUGGAAAAGUGGUCGGGGCCUGGGAUCCGACUGUGUCAGUGGAGGAGAUCAGGCCCCAGAUCACAGCCCUUGUGAGGAAGCUCAUCCUGCGAAAGAGAGAAGACUUAUAACCACGUUCCCUCUUCUCCCACUUCCCCCUCCCACCCGUCUCUGCGUGGGUGACCAACGCAGACUCCGAUGGUGCUUCCAAAGGAGAGACUCACUGACUGUCCUUCCUUCACUCUUAUUCGACCUAUCCCCUCACUCCCGUGGGGGAAAAAACUCUAGUAUUUUGAUUAUUUGAAUCUUAGAGCAAUCAAUAAGAAUUCCUAGCCAAUGAGAGCUGUUGACCAAAGAAUCACCAGCCAUUUAAGAACCUCUAGCCAAUGAAAAUGUGUGACAAAUAAAAGUGUAACAAACAAUAACCCAAUAAGACCACUGUAAAAUGCAGCUAGUUCCCACCUCACAGGGCUGUUGUGAGGAUUAGUAUGAAAUACCUGUGAAAGUGCCUAGGGCAGUACCAGCUAA